Messenger RNA from Penicillium argentinense, 1599 nucleotides. RefSeq names its product putative MFS allantoate transporter. Bases 1 to 1599 code for a protein of 532 amino acids. Lineage: Eukaryota; Fungi; Ascomycota; Eurotiomycetes; Eurotiales; Aspergillaceae. The transcript has 3 exons. The record is from RefSeq and is a predicted model, not a curated record. Gene Ontology annotation, molecular function: transmembrane transporter activity. Gene Ontology annotation, biological process: transmembrane transport. Gene Ontology annotation, cellular component: membrane.
AUGAUGGAGCUGAAGAAGGCCAAAGUGGAUCCAUCCACUGUGGAGAAGGAUUUCGCACUCGGAGAAGUCCACGAUAUCGGCGCCAAUCUAUAUGUGGAGGCCGAGCAGUUGUCCGCCGAAGAACUGGAGCAAGAGGGGGCCAAGGUGCUCCGUAUCCUCGACUGGAGGAUUAUGCCAAUUCUCUAUGUCACAUACGUGAUCCAGUUCCUAGGUAUGGUACCCCAUGUCUCCCUUUUAUUCACACGGCCUGGCUGCAGCUCACACUCGGCAUUCCAUAUAGACAAGCUGUCUCUCAACUAUGCAUCAGCCUAUACGCUGAUUCCAGACCUCGGACUCGAGGGUCAGAGAUACUCCUGGGUGGCAGCCAUCUUCAAUUUUGGAUAUCUCUUCUGGGCCAUUCCUGCCAACCUCUUGAUCCAGAAGCUACCUGUCGCCAAGUACAUGGGCGGCAUGCUUUUGACUUGGAGUGUCCUUGUAGUUGCCCAUAUCGGAGCAAAGAACUACGCGGGAAUUUUAGUUCUUCGAUUUCUUCUUGGUAUGGCAGAAGCAGGGGUCAGUCCUUGCAUGAUGGUUAUUACGUCCAUGUUCUACAAGCGUUCUGAACAGCCCUUGCGGAUGGCGAUCUGGCUGAGUGCCAACGGAAUGGCAACUAUGGUCGGGGCUCUCUUGGGAUUCGGUCUCGGUCACUCUCACAACACAAACCUCCAUAGCUGGCAGCUGAUCUUCCUGACGAUCGGUCUACUCAACUUCGUCUGUGGUGGUGUGUUUCUGGCAGUCAUGCCGGAUUCCCCCAGCUCCGCGCGGUUUUUGACGCAUCGUCAACGGGUCGUUGCUGUCCGCCGGGUGGCAGAGAACAUGAUCGGUGUGAAAACACGCAAAAUCAAACUGAGCCAAGCGAUCGAAAAUGUCUACGACGUGAAGGUUCUCUGCUGUGCGUGCAUUGGCAUCGCGUGCGGUGUGAUCAACGGCGGCGUGUCGAACUUUGCCUCCUCCUUGAUUAAAGGGUUCGGAUUCAGUGGAAUCUACGCAACUCUUCUUCAGCUACCUACCGGAGCUUUCGAAGCCGCUAUAGUUCCGAUUUGUGGAAUUGUGGCGACAUAUGUCCCCAACUCACGCUGCAUUGUUCUCGCCGUUGUCAGUCUUGUUCCUUUUGGUGGCCUGCUGGGUAUUCGGUUUACCAGUCUUGACCACCGCUGGACCCUUGUCGGCUGCACUUGGCUCCAGUAUAUCAUCGGGGCCCCGGUCAUUGUUUCCUGGAACCUUCUAUCCACUAACGUGGCAGGCCACACGAAGAGAGCUUUCGCAAAUGGAAUAUGGUUCACAAUGUACGCGGCUGGGAAUGUUGCCGGUGCCAACAUCUUUUUCGCCCGCGAAGCCCCGCGAUAUUAUUCUGCACUCACCGGAUUAUUAGUCUGCUACGCAGGGAUUAUUGUGCUUUCCAUUCUAGCAUACGUUGUCAUGAGGUGGGAGAACGCACGUAGAGACGGACAAGUUGAAGCUGUGGAUGGGACUAGAGAAGAAAUCAGCUCCAAGGCCAUUUUGGAUGGCUUCAAGGACAUGACAGACAUGGAGUCUAAACAUUUUCGAUACGCACUUUGA